Molecule: messenger RNA, 847 nt
Organism: Aplosporella prunicola CBS 121167
Lineage: Eukaryota; Fungi; Ascomycota; Dothideomycetes; Botryosphaeriales; Aplosporellaceae
Exons: 3
Coding region: 110-847 (245 amino acids)
Biological process (GO): folic acid-containing compound biosynthetic process; tetrahydrofolate interconversion
Cellular component (GO): mitochondrion
Molecular function (GO): 5-formyltetrahydrofolate cyclo-ligase activity
Source: RefSeq, a predicted model, not a curated record
CGGCUCUAAGCCACACAACAGCUGACUUUCACGGUGCUUCUUUUGUAUUUCUCCUUCAUCAUUGGUUCACAUUCGCUUUGAUCGAGCACAAGCAUCGAUUCGUGCCACAAUGGCUACCGUACAAGCGGCCAAAAAAGAGCUGCGCAAGCAGAUCAAGCACUCUCUGUCGUCAUUGGCGCCUGAGUCCGUCGCAAGCCAAACAUCAAGCGCGGUCCGCACGCUUCUGGCUUUGCCAGAGUAUCAGGCCGCGGGAAGAAUCAGUGUCUACCUUUCAAUGCCGUCUGGGGAAAUCUCGACUGCCGCGGUUGUCCAAGAUGCCUUAGACCAAGGCAAAAAGGUCUUCAUUCCAUACACCUAUCAGAGAUCUCAGCCUGAGCUUAGACCGAAGUCGAUCAUGGACAUGGUGGAGCUGCAUGGAUCAAAAGACUACAAAGAGUUCCAGCCUGACAAAUGGGGCAUCCCCACGCCCAGCGCCGAUUCAAUCCCCACGCGAACGAACAGCUUUGGCGGGCUGGGCCGCUCUGAAGCAGACACAACCCCUCAGACUGCCUCGGAGAGCGGACUGGACCUGAUUGUAGUGCCAGGCAUGAUGUUCGAUGCGGGCCUCGGAAGGUUAGGCCACGGAAAGGGUUUCUACGAUUAUUUCUUGGAUAGGUGCGCGCAGCAGAGUGAGCAAGUGAAAGAGGUCCGGAUGCCGUUUCUGGUUGGUCUUGCCUUGAAGGAACAGCUUCUCUCCUCAGGUGAGACCGUACCGAUGGACUCGACUGACUGGCGACUUGAUGCUCUGAUUACUGGCACUGGGGAGAUCCUUCGAUCCCGCAAGCCUGACCCCACCCAUCGCUCUUAG